GAGAAGUGAUUGGCAGUCCGAUUUAUUCAUCUAAGACCAUUAUUUGACUUCAUUCCGGCUAUAUUUGGCUACAUUUGGGUACAUUUGGGUAAUUAGUCGGACCCUAAGUUAACCACCGUCCGAGAGAGUAUUACAUUGAUUAGGCAAAUAGAUGUUGAAAAAAAUGACUACCAUACACUGGUUCCGUAAAGGAUUGCGUCUUCAUGACAAUCCAGCACUACUGGCGUCUGUAGAAGAAAACUGUGAGCUACGACCAUUAUUUAUCCUGGACCCAUGGUUUGUGACCAAUGCUCGGGUGGGAAGUAAUAGGUGGCGAUUCUUGGCACAGACACUUGCUGAUUUGGAUAUUAAGCUGCGGGACCUGGGAUCGAGGUUGUUCAUAGCUCGAGGAACUCCAGAGGAAUUAUUUCCAAAGCUCUUUAAAGACUGGAAUGUUCAGAAACUCACUUGGGAAGUAGAUACAGAACCAUAUUCCUGCAUACGAGAUGAGAAAAUAGAGAAGUUGGCGAAGGAUCACAAUGUAAAAGUUGUGUGUCGAGUUGGGCACACCCUCUACAGUACUGAAAAAAUCAUUCAAGCCAAUUUGGGUAAAACCCCAUUGACAUAUCAAUCCAUGCAGAGUUUGGUGAGUAGAAUGGGUCACCCACCUAAACCAGUAGAUUCACUCAGCAGUCUUCCUGGCAGCUGCAGGAUAAACAAUGCAAUGGCAGUGAAUGCCAAAUAUAAUCUACCCACUCUUGCAGAGUUGGGUGUAGAUGAGGGCAGCCUUCAACCUUGUCUGUACCCAGGUGGUGAGACAGAGGCACUCAGGAGGUUAGACAAAUACAUGAUGCGCAAGACUUGGGUGUGUAAGUUUGAGAAGCCAAAGACAUCACCCAAUUCCCUCCAGCCCAGCACCACAGUCCUCAGCCCCUACCUCAAAUUUGGUUGUCUUUCACCUCGCACCAUGUACUUCAGGCUAUUAGAGGUGUAUAAGAAUAACUCACACACCCAGCCUCCAGUGUCUUUAUUAGGACAGUUGCUAUGGCGUGAGUUUUUCUACACAGUUGGGGCAAAAACUCCCAACUUCAACAGAAUGGAAGGGAACCCCAUAUGCCGACAGAUUCCAUGGGUCAGAAAUGAAAAGUUGAUGAAGGCCUGGGAAUUUGGAAAAACUGGAUACCCUUUUAUUGAUGCAACUAUGACGCAGUUAAGGAAAGAGGGAUGGAUUCACCACUUGGGUCGUCAUGCGGUGGCUUGCUUUCUGACAAGAGGGGACCUCUGGCAGUCCUGGGAAGAUGGUAUGAAGGUGUUUGAGGAGCUGCUGCUUGAUGCUGACUGGUCCCUUAAUGCUGGAAAUUGGAUGUGGCUCUCUGCAUCAGCUUUCUUUCACCAAUACUUCCGUGUUUACAGUCCUAUUGCAUUUGGCAAACAUACUGACAAACAUGGCGAGUAUAUACGGAAGUACUUGCCUCAGCUGAGCAAGUACCCUGACAACUACAUCUACGAGCCCUGGAAGGCACCCUUGUCCACCCAGAAAGCAGCUGGCUGCAUCAUUGGCCAGGACUACCCAAAACCCAUUGUUGACCAUGACAUUGCCAGAAAACAGAACUUGGAGCGUAUGAGUAAGGCUUACGCUGCUGGUAAAAGCAAGACACCACCUUCAAACAGAAACUCUCCAAACAAGAAGAUGAAGAAAUAGAGGCAUAGAGUUUAUGAAAAAUUAAAUGCAUUAAUCAGUAAUACAGUAGUACCCCCUCUUCCCAGCUCACUAGCUCC
Homarus americanus (American lobster) is the source of this 1758-nucleotide messenger RNA. RefSeq names its product cryptochrome-2-like (gene phr6-4). The record is from RefSeq and is a predicted model, not a curated record. Bases 152 to 1681 code for a protein of 509 amino acids. The transcript has 12 exons. Gene Ontology annotation, biological process: entrainment of circadian clock by photoperiod; circadian regulation of gene expression. NCBI's taxonomy places the organism in Eukaryota, Metazoa, Arthropoda, Malacostraca, Decapoda, Nephropidae. Gene Ontology annotation, cellular component: nucleus; cytoplasm. Gene Ontology annotation, molecular function: FAD binding; DNA binding.